This is a messenger RNA of Tilletiaria anomala UBC 951, 999 nucleotides long. RefSeq names its product SPRY-domain-containing protein. Gene Ontology annotation, molecular function: protein binding. The annotation marks the transcript as partial. The record is from RefSeq and is a predicted model, not a curated record. The transcript is spliced from 2 exons. NCBI's taxonomy places the organism in Eukaryota, Fungi, Basidiomycota, Exobasidiomycetes, Georgefischeriales, Tilletiariaceae.
AUGAACCCGGGUUAUCCAGUCGAAGACGGCGACGCACUCUCGCUGGUCUUGCCGCUCCUCAUCCUGCUGUCAACCCUGAUCUUCAUUUUGCUCCUUUCCUCCAUCCUCGUCCUCGUCUUGCGGCGGCAGUCGCGCAUUUCUCUGAGUGAGCAGGACGGGCCCGUGGAUAUUACAUGCGACGAAGAAGACGUCAGAGCGUCUGUCGCUGUGGAGCGGGAGGAAAUGUUCCUGCAGGGUCUGAUGGAUGAGGCGGUGCGCCAAGGCUAUCGGCGCGCCAGCGACUGGUUCCUGGCCAACCCGCCAGCGAGUGUCUCGACUGACAUCACGCUGUCGCAGUUCCUCAGCAUCCAGGAAAAGGGCGUCAGCGCAUGGAGCUUCGAUCCGGACUACGAGUCCAACCCGAGCGUCUUUGUCGAAGCCAGGACUGAGAUCACCUUCCUCGCUGAUGGCGCAGGCAUGGCGCCCCAGGAGGGCGGUGGCGUCUGUGUGCAAAGUAACCUCCCGGUCCCGAAGCUAAACGAAGUAUACUACUGGGAGGUCAAGAUGUUCAACAAACCCGACACCACAAAUGUGGCCAUCGGCUUGACAACCAAGCCGUAUCCGAGCUUCCGCUUUCCCGGCUUCCAUAAAUACUCAAUCGGCUUCUACUCAGCUGACGGGUCAAAGUGCCACAAUCAUCCGUGGGCUGCGCAGUCAUAUGGCCCAGCGUAUGUGCAAGGCGAUGUAAUCGGCGUCGGCUAUCGCCCGCGCAGCGGGACUGUCUUUUUCACGCGCAACGGCAAGAAGCUUGAGGAUGCAUUUGUCGGGCUCAACAGGCACAACUUCUUCCCCACCGUCGGCGCGGACGGCCAAGCGGAGAUCCACGUCAAUUUUGGUCAGGCCGGCUUUGUCUUCAUCGAGGCCAAUGUCAAGAAAUGGGGGCUUGCGCCCAUGGCCGGCACACUCGCGCCGCCGCCGGCGUAUGGCCACGAAGGAGGGAGCAUCCUGAUCGAGAGUGGU